GUUGCGAACGCGUCAUUUAUCAUACAGCACGCACCCACAUGAUCGUGUGUGCACACGUGUCUGACCACGGACAUGCCACCAGCACACGCAGGCAGAGAAUCGUCUCACGCUCUCAGCUACCCAGGAUGCAUCAAAAAGUCAGCACACGCAGAACGAACAGGCAGAUAGCCGGCCACAUCAAAUCAAUUCAGCUUGAGCUCCUGCUUGAGAGCUUCCUCUCCUCCCUGCUCCAGGAUCUCCCUCACGAUGUCGAGGCCUCCUAUGAGCUCGCCCUUGGCGUAGAGCUGGGGGAACGUCGGCCACUGGCUGAACUCCUUCAGCCCCUGGCGCACCUGCACACACACACAGCCAGACAGAGAGGGAGAGAGGGGUGGCUGCACAAGAUGCGUGUGCGUGCGUGCAUGUGGUGGGGGGUCACCUCCUCGUCACUGAGAAUGUCGAAGGUGUCAUAUUUGAUGUGUGCCAUGUCGAGUAGCUGUACGAUCUGGUUGGAGAAGCCGCACCGGGGGGCAUCGGGGGUGCCCUUCAUGAACAGCAUGAUGUCCGACUGGUGGGUGAGGUGCCGCAGCCGAUCCUCAAGCGAAGACUCCCCCUUGGCUGCUGCAGCAUCACUCUUCACGACAGAGAGAGAGAGAGAGAGAGAGUAGGCAGUGCACGGACGCAGAGGGGGAGAGAAGUGGACGCAACACACCUUCUGGUCACCGCCCUUGCUGGGCAGGACGUCCUUGAGAGUGCCUUCCUCGGCCAUCUCCUUGAUGAUGUCCCAGCCGCCUAUCAGCUCACCCUACGCACACAUCAACAGCGAUUGUGUCUGCCUGGCUGCCUGCCUGCCUCCUUCUCACUUACGUUAACGUAUAGUUGAGGGUAUGUUGGCCACUUGGAGUACUCCUUGAGUCCCUGCCGCACCUGCUCGUCCAUCAAUAUGUCGAACGUGGCGUAGUCGGCACCGAUGCCGUUGAGCACCUCGACCGUCGCUCGACUGAACUUGCAGAACGGCUGCAUCUUAGAACCCUCUGAUAUAUACACACACACACACACACAUCACGAGCACGAUGCCAACAUCUCUGACCACCCUUCUGGCUCCUGGCUCGUUUACGUACUCAUGAAAAGCAUGACGGGUGAUGCGUUGAUGAGUCCCUUGAGCCGCUCUUCCAGACUGCCGCCCUCCCCCUGGCCGCUGCCGGUCUUGUCGUCGGCCGCCUCUGGCUGUGGCGGGUUGGCGGCGAUGGCCUGCAGCUUGGACACAAGGGCCGGAGGGUUGGCGCCGUGGAUGCUCUCGAUCAACCUGCUGCCCAUCUGGAUGACAACAGCCGGGAUCGUCUCCACUCUGAAAGACAAGAAGACAGUUGAGUGCAAGGUGUCCAUGUGCUUGUGCGUGCGCCUGACUCGGCGUGCUGUCGCAGCUCGUCUGCUUUGUCACUGUCCACUUUGUAAAACUUCAUGUCCUUGAAAUCUGCACGACACACACCCACACACGCCACACAUCCAACGGCAUGAGGCCGUCAUUCGCUGCUUGAUCGUGGUUUUGACCUGUGGCGAGUGCAGGCAGCAGCUGGGCCAUUUGAAUGGAUGGCGGGUGCCAGUCGGCAUAGAAGAGGACGACCGACAGCACCGACGGGUUCCCCACCACCUUGCUGUUGAACUCGGCCAGAGAUACGAUGUCCAUUCUCACCAAAUGCUGUCACGCGCACCUCCGCUUUCGUUGCCCCGGCUCGUAAGACCCGAUGGGACACAGGCGUGGCUGUUGAAGAUCUCUCCC
Messenger RNA from Vitrella brassicaformis, 1759 nucleotides. The record is from the annotation of a GenBank genome assembly. Lineage: Eukaryota; Vitrellaceae.